CGGCCGGGGAGGCACGGCGGCGUCGGCGCGGUGGCGACAUGGCCUUGAUCUCCGAGGACAACGUUCAUCAGAGUUCAAACUCCACCUAUAGAACCGCAAGCAGCUCUCUCUCUGCUGAUCAGGAAGCGCUGCUUGAGAAGCUGCUGGACCGCUCACCACCCAGCCUGCCGAGGCCCAAGGACCGCUUCAAUGGUGCCUACAUCAUCUUCUUCAGCCUGGGCAUUGGCGGCCUUCUGCCAUGGAACUUCUUUGUCACUGCCAAGGAGUACUGGAUAUUCAAACUCCGCAACUGCUCCAGCCCAGCCCCAGGGGAAGAGCCUGAGGACUCGGACAUCCUGAACUACUUCGAGAGCUACCUGUCCAUCGCCUCCACCGUGCCCUCCGUGCUGUGCCUCAUGGCGAACUUCCUGCUUGUCAACAGAGUCCCAAUUCAUGUUCGCGUGCUGGCCUCGCUGGCUGUCAUGCUAGCCAUCUUCGUGGUGAUGACCGUGCUGGUGAAGGUGGACACCUCUUCCUGGACCCGCAGCUUCUUUGCCGUCACCAUUGCCUGCAUGGCCGUCCUCAGCGGCACCGCCACCGUCUUCAACAGCAGUGUCUUCGGCAUGACAGGCUCCUUCCCUAUGAGGAAUUCCCAGGCACUGAUAUCAGGAGGAGCCAUGGGCGGCACCAUCAGUGCCGUGGCCUCCCUGGUGGACCUGGCAUUGUCCAGUGAUGUGACGGACAGCACCCUGGCUUUCUUUCUGACCGCGGACGUCUUCCUCGCACUCUGCAUUGGGCUCUACCUGCUGCUGCCCCGGCUGGAAUAUGCCAGGUACUACAUGAGGCCUGUCUGGCCGCCCCCCCUGUUUCCUGGUGAAGAGCAGCCAUUCCAGGACUCCCCCAAUGGCCCUUUGGUGGCUGCCAGACCCAGCUUCUCCCCGACGCCACCCCUCCGCCCCAUCCUGAAGAAGACAGCCGGCCUGGGCUUCUGUGUCAUCUACCUCCUCUUCAUCACCGGCAUCAUCUUCCCUGCCAUCUCCACCAACAUCGAGUCUCUCGACAAGGGCUCGGGCUCGCCGUGGACCACCACGUUCUUCGUCCCCCUCACUGCCUUCCUCCUGUUCAACUUUGCUGACCUGUGUGGCCGGCAGAUCACAGCCUGGAUCCAGGUGCCAGGGCCCAGAAGUAAGGUGCUCCCUGGGCUGGUGCUGCUCCGGACUGGCCUGGUCCCUCUCUUCGUGUUCUGUAACUACCAGCCCCGUGUGCACCUGCAGAUGGUGGUCUUCCCGUCCGACAUCUACCCAGUGCUAUUCAGCUCCCUGCUGGGGCUCAGCAACGGCUACCUCAGCACCCUGGCCCUCAUCUACGGGCCAAAGAUUGUGUCCAGGGAGCUGGCCGAGGCCACAGGGGUGGUGAUGUCCUUUUAUAUGUACUUGGGUUUGGUACUCGGCUCAGCCUGCUCUGCCCUGCUUGUGCACCUCAUCUAGGAGGGGGACUGGUGAGAAGGUCAGUGCUGCACUAUGCCUGGGAGCUCGGUGAGAUGGGCAAGACCUGCCGGAGGGCUCAGGCGGGUGCGGGGAGAGCAGGAGUUGGGCUCAGUACAGAGAGCAGAGCAUACCGGGGCCACAUCUCUCCCCAGGGAGCUGGGGACAUGUGCUGCCUCUGUGCUAGGCAGAGACCGUCCCGACACUUGAACAGAACACUCCUGAGACUUUCGAAGACCAAAAGCCAUCUGAGUAAGACACCGUCACACAGGCACAGCUUUCCCGGCUGGUGGCUCCAUCCCGCCUUGCCGGGGAGCCUCUCGGGGAUCGUGUUGCCAGCGUUGGACUUAGUGACGCGCCAGACCCAGCCUUGCUCCUUCCGCUGGCAGCAAGAUGUGAGAACUCUCAGCCCUCCCUAACCGGACGGUCCCCCUGUCCAAGACCCAAGCCUGUGAAGACCCUGCGUUCUGUGGGUGAGAGCACCCACCGCCUACAGGGACACCAGGAAGACGGGAGCCCUUCGUGCCUUACACCUGGGCUCCCGAAAUCUUCCCAGCACCAGAGACCAAGCCUGUCAGGCCUGUGUUUUCAAACAGGGAUCUUUAGAGUGGUCUGUGGCCUGCAUCAGGUCUGGGUUUUGACAGUGAUGUUUACAACGUGGUCAUUGGUUAAAGGGCAUUAAAAAAUACCUGGGUAUUUAUUGAAGUGUCUGUAUUAGUCAGG
Molecule: messenger RNA, 2186 nt
Organism: Molossus molossus (Pallas's mastiff bat)
Lineage: Eukaryota; Metazoa; Chordata; Mammalia; Chiroptera; Molossidae
Gene: SLC29A3
Product: solute carrier family 29 member 3
Exons: 6
Coding region: 39-1466 (475 amino acids)
Biological process (GO): nucleoside transmembrane transport
Cellular component (GO): Golgi apparatus; plasma membrane
Molecular function (GO): nucleoside transmembrane transporter activity
Source: RefSeq, a predicted model, not a curated record